This is a messenger RNA of Fomitopsis serialis, 225 nucleotides long. RefSeq lists its product as uncharacterized. NCBI's taxonomy places the organism in Eukaryota, Fungi, Basidiomycota, Agaricomycetes, Polyporales, Fomitopsidaceae. The transcript is spliced from 2 exons. The coding region runs from base 1 to 225 and encodes 74 amino acids. The record is from RefSeq and is a predicted model, not a curated record.
AUGCAGAAGUCACAGGCUUCCGGCUCCCGCCACGCUGCGAAAGCCGCUGCACAGACGAAGAAGGGCAGGCGGUAUGCCGCACCCAAGAAGAAGGACGCAGCACAACACGCUGCCAUACACAAGCAACUGAGCGCGAAGAUCAACAGGAGCAUCGAGCAGCAGGUCGCCUCGGCCGCCUCGUCUGGCAAGCUGACCAUCAUGAAGAACGUUGCGAUGGAGGGGUGA